Messenger RNA from Aspergillus melleus, 243 nucleotides. RefSeq lists its product as uncharacterized. The transcript is spliced from 2 exons. Gene Ontology annotation, biological process: protein phosphorylation. Bases 1 to 243 code for a protein of 80 amino acids. Gene Ontology annotation, molecular function: protein kinase activity; ATP binding. The record is from RefSeq and is a predicted model, not a curated record. Lineage: Eukaryota; Fungi; Ascomycota; Eurotiomycetes; Eurotiales; Aspergillaceae.
AUGCAUGAGAUACACAGGGCGGGUGUUCACCAUCGAGACAUCUACCCCAAAAAUCUUCUUCUUGUCCGUGGAAAUCCCGAUAAGCUGGUCUGGAUUGACUUUGAUGUUGCAACGACCUUCACCGACUUUGGACCUGAACAGCUGGCCCGCUGUGACCACGAAAUUGCGCUUGUGAAGGGAUUUGCGGAAGCUCUAAGAGAUGACCAGGCUGAGGGACUCCCACCGAAUACAAAAUUCUACUAA